Molecule: messenger RNA, 1440 nt
Organism: Aspergillus oryzae RIB40
Lineage: Eukaryota; Fungi; Ascomycota; Eurotiomycetes; Eurotiales; Aspergillaceae
Exons: 1
Coding region: 1-1440 (479 amino acids)
Source: RefSeq, a predicted model, not a curated record
AUGCCACGAGACCCCGAACUCCAGCUCUCACAGUGUUCUCUAGCGCCUCCGGCAGAGAUCUCUGGUCCAGUUAGUCCCACUCGGCGUACAAGUCUCUCUGCUUCUCCAGAUAUAAGUGUAAGAGCCGAAAGCCACACCUCGCGUUCUGAGAGAGGAAAGUUCUUUUCCCCUCCGUCACUAUCAUCAUCAGAUAUGACUCCUCCCCCAUCGUCGCAGAUCACUGGAGCCCCUCUUCGACAAUCAAGGUCCCGAUCUAAUUCAUACCUUGCAUCUCCGCCUGAUAUCGAGAAGACGCUAUGUGUCGCUUAUGGAGCUUCCGAGAACCUCCCCACUACUGAGGAAAUUGAUACUGCUGACGAAUCCAAACUUCGUGCGAUCGCCAAAGAGCUACUAAGCGUAGCUCAAGAGGCUCGUAUGUCAGCGCUGCACUUCAAGUUGCAGAAUAGUCUACUAUCAUUCACAAGCAACGAGGCCAUUAAGCGUGCCGAGGUUGAGCAUAAAUUGGCUAGAAGAGAAGUCGAGAUUAUCCAGAGCUCUGAAUAUCGCCGUCGUCAUUCAGAAAAUAAGCCGCCACAAAAAAUUGCCAAUGUGGAAUUAGAACUUGCUCACAAACGUAAUCAAGAACUGGAGAGGGUCAAUGCUACACUUGACCGGCGGCUUCGCCGAGCGAAGAAACUUAUCGACCAGGAGAAAGUGAAGUCCGAUCGACUCGGGGAAGAGAAUUCUUUGUUGAAAGGCCGUAUCAGAGAUAACAGAAAACAUCUUUCCUUGAUGAUUGAGCAUGGUUCAUUAUCUCCCAGUCCACAAACCGAGAUCCAGACUCCCCAUAGAAAGUCUGUUCCUCACUUUGCCGAUAAUAGCCACCAUAUGGCCAGCGAUGAAAACCAUAAUCCUUUCGCUGCUCUUCUGGCGGCGGACCGUGUUCUGAACAGAGAGUCUCCAAGUGCGAUGUCCACAUCAAAUCAGAAUGGCGCACAGCAACAGUUUGGCAAUCACCAUGUGCGUAGUGCACAUACACUGCCUUCUCUUCCUAUGACGCCGUCUCGGUCUCGGAUAGCUCAACAAGAAAGUCAAUACUUCACUCUAAACAAAGAUUCUCAACCCCAGCGUCGGGAUAGAGACAGCACUAUAUCAGCAUCCGACACCGAGGAGGCCGAAAGUGAAGACGACGGUCCUUCUCACGCUGAUUUAGUGACAACAAAUAUGUUUCGCCAUAGUCGUUCAGACCAUCAGAAUGUUACGAGAGUGGCAAACGCCCCUAAAUCGAGCACUUUACUUCAAACAACACUCUUUGGUCAGAUUAGAAAAGCAGGAGUCGAGCGUCCCUCCAGCAGUCUCAAACGCAAGGCGAGUUUUGAUAGUGUGACCUCGAAGAAAUCGAAAGCGGAGGAACGAGUGGGUCUCGGUAUUGACACAUGGAACAAUAACAGCCGUUCCUAA